UGUAAACCAGGGGAGGGCUGAAGAAGGCGAAUUCUUCUGCAGGCUGAGUACAAAAUACUUUAGGCGUGGUUUUUAAUUCCUCCCUCAUGCACUCUGAGGGUCUCAGAAAAGACAGGAAAAAGCAGCCGUAAGUGAGUAGACCGCCUAAAGCUCAGGCAAACCAGGUUUCAGGUGACUGGAGGGACAUUCAAACAUGGCAACUAUCAGCAGCAACAAUGGGGAGAACCAGAAGGAGAGUCAGCUCAACACAGACAUAAAGGAGGAACAGAGGGAGCCUUCCCCGGAGACGCUGCUCCCACAGGAUGUGUUAUGUGACUCCUGCAUAGACGGCCCCAGCAAGGCCCUGAAAUCCUGCCUGACCUGCCUGGUUUCUUACUGCGAGGCCCACCUCAGACCCCACCUGGAGAGCGCCAAGUUUCAAAACCACCGUCUGGUGGAUCCCCGCCACGACGUCGACUGUCGAACCUGCGACGUUCACCGGCUCCCUCUUGAGCGCUUCUGCCUGACGGACGACUGCUGUGUGUGUCUGGACUGCGAGAACCAGGAGCACGGAGGGCACACGACUGCAUCUGUGGGGGAGGCGCGCACGCAGAUGGAGGCUGAGCUGCAGAAGAAGGAAGAGGAGAUCAGUCAGAGUGCAUCAGCAGCUGAGAAAGCAAUCGCAAAGCUGCAGAGCAACAAUGAUUUAAUUAAGUCCUCAGUGCAGGAGGUUUGUGUUAUUGUUGAGCAGCAGUUCGCUAGGCUGCAGACAGCCGCCGAGGAGGCCAGAAAAGGGGCGGUGGAGGUGCUGGAAGGGGAGCAGAGACAGGCCCUCAGACAGGCGGAGGGCAUCCAGGCACAUCUGGUGCAGAGGAGAACGGAGCUGAUGAAAACUUUGGCUCAAAUGAACAAACUUUCCAAGAGCAAGUCUGAUGUUGACUUCCUGCAGGAGUUCUCAGAGUGGAAGAAAGGAGCGGCGGAUGUGCGUCUGCCUACUGCGAACAUCAACCGCAUGGACCAUCUAACCUCGUACGUCCAAGUAGUGACGGAUGCAACGCAGGAGCUGUGUGACCUGAUCCUCGGCUCCUACAGGGAAAAGCUGAACCUGGCUUGGAAAAGCAGUACUAAAUCACCAAUGCCAGAACCUCAGCCUUCAUCUCAGCCUGAUCCUGGGACCCGGGAGGACUUUUUGAAAUACACAAAGAGUUUGACCUUUGACCCGGACACCAUCCAUCAUUUCCUUCGUGUGAUGGACAACAACAGAAAGCUGACCAACACCAGCCCCUGGCAGCACAGCUACCCGGACCACCCUGAUCGCUUCGAGUACUGGCGUCAAGCAAUGACCGUGGAGAGCCUUUACCAGGGGAGGCACUACAUCGAAGCAGAGCUGAGCGGGGAGGGGGCACAUGUAGGAGUCACGUACAAGAGCAUCGAUCGUAAAGGAGAGCAGAGCACCAGCUGCAUCACGGGGAACGACUUCUCCUGGUGCGUGGGAAGGAACAGCCGAGGUUUCUUCGCCUGGCAUGCUGCUGUGGAGGUGCCCCUGGAGGUCACUGACAUCCACAGAGUCGGCUUAUAUGUUGACUUUGAACAAGGCUCUGUGUCUUUUUAUGAUGUAACUGGCGCUAUGAGGCUGCUCCACAAGUACACCACUGGUUUCAUAGAGCCGUUAUAUGUUACAGCCUGGCUGUCAAAGAAAGACAAUGCAAUCUCUCUGGCUGAUGCAAAAUGAUGCAUCU
Chelmon rostratus (copperband butterflyfish) is the source of this 1718-nucleotide messenger RNA. Its product is annotated as tripartite motif-containing protein 16-like. The transcript has 6 exons. The record is from RefSeq and is a predicted model, not a curated record. Gene Ontology annotation, molecular function: protein binding; zinc ion binding. Lineage: Eukaryota; Metazoa; Chordata; Actinopteri; Chaetodontiformes; Chaetodontidae. The coding region runs from base 194 to 1711 and encodes 505 amino acids.